Trifolium pratense (red clover) is the source of this 1267-nucleotide messenger RNA. Its product is annotated as J domain-containing protein spf31-like. The record is from RefSeq and is a predicted model, not a curated record. NCBI's taxonomy places the organism in Eukaryota, Viridiplantae, Streptophyta, Magnoliopsida, Fabales, Fabaceae. The coding region runs from base 193 to 945 and encodes 250 amino acids. The transcript is spliced from 9 exons.
AAUAAAUAAAUUUGCACAAAUGGGUUAAAAAAGGUGUCGUUUAUUAUAGUUAGAUAUUGUCGUUUUAACGAAAUUCUCAGAGCCUGAAAGCACUAUCGUCGAAUCUGAUUUUCUCGCUCUCACGAUAGAACGAAUUUGGUUCCAAAGCCAAAACUGAAUUCAAUUCAAUUCCAUUGAACAAAGCCAAAAACAAUGGGAGAAUCGAACCCUUCAACCAACAUCGAAGACGAUUUACUUCUCAAAACUUUCUUCGCCGAAGUCAGCGAAGUUGAAAGAGACAACGAAGUCCUUAGGAUUCUAUCUUGUUUUAAAUUGAAUCCGUUUGAGCAUCUAAACCUAUCAUUUGAUUCAUCAAUUGAUGAAGUCAAAAAGCAGUAUCGUAAGAUAUCGUUGAUGGUUCAUCCUGACAAAUGUAAACAUCCACAAGCAAAGGAGGCUUUUGGAGCACUAGCGAAAGCACAACAAUUAUUACUCGAUCCAAAUGAAAGGGAUUAUCUUCUUAGCCAAGUGACUUCAGCAAAAGAAGAACUUAGAGUAAAGAGAAAGAAACAUCUGAAGAAGGAUACAGCCUCAAAAAUGAAGUCCUUAGUUGACGAGGGAAAAUACGAUAAGCAAUAUGAACAGUCAGAAGAAUUCAAGCAGGAGCUCAAACUCAAAGUUCGUGAACUAUUAACAGAAAAAGAAUGGAGAAGAAGAAAAAUGCAAAUGAGGAUAUCAGAGGAGGAAGGCAGAUUAAAAAAGGAUGAAGAAGAACAGAAGGAAAUUUGGAAAAGAAAGCGUGAACAUGAAGAGGAAUGGGAAGGAACAAGAGAAAAGAGGGUAUCCAGCUGGAGAGAUUUUAUGAAGGGUGGAAAGAAGAAUAAAAAGGGAGAAAUUCGCCCCCCUAAGCUCAAGACAGAAGAUCCCAACAAAUCCUACGUUCAGAGGCCUGUAAAAAGAGGUUAGGGUGUUUGGGUGCAAGACGAUCAAUCCAACAGAGGAAUCCAAGAAAACUUGUUCAUGUGCCCUUUGGUAUCAGUUUGAUUGUAAUCAUAUUUAUCUCUAGGGUCAUGUCAUGAGAGGCAUCUUUGUGGAAUGUAGACCUCCGGAUGGAAUACCCCAUAUUGGGAUGUUAUGCCCUACUACUGAUACAUAGGAACUAUAAGCUGUAUUGCCUUAUAAAUGGUGUUUUUAGAAAUUAGUUAGACAUGUUUAUGGAGAACUCCAUUCUGAUCAGUUGCAAUGAAUUUCACUAAUACACUGUAAAAUGAAAAAUUUAGUGACAUUA